CAUAGCCCCACCAACCACCCUCGCUCGCUCACCACUGUCCUGCCCUCCAAGCCCAUCCAUCAAGAACCGCGAUAAAGACCCUGAUUGAUGCCAAAAGCUGAAUAGAUCCCCUCUUGAGCUUAACCAACUGUCGAAACACUUCAAAGGCAAAUCCCGGCGAGCGCUCUCACCGACCAGUUACCUAGCUCCUCCCACCAGCUCAUUGCAUCCCCACGUCCGCCUCCCAACCUUCCACGAACAACCACCUCCCCGCAACCACAACCGUAAUCACAAACAACAUGGCGUCCUGGUUCGGCGCUUCUAACUCAAAUCUGGACGAGCAGGUGGAGAAAGCUACAUCGUCCAGUCUAGAGGAUAUCGCCCUGAACCUGGAGAUUUCCGAUAUCAUUCGCAGCAAGACGGUGCAGCCGAAGGAAGCUAUGCGAUCGCUGAAGAAGCGGAUAGGUCACAAGAAUCCAAACGUUCAGCUGGCCGCUCUCGGGCUCACCGAUACCUGCGUAAAGAAUGGUGGUAGCCACUUUCUGGUCGAGAUCGCUUCCCGCGAGUUUAUGGACAACUUGGUUUCAUUGUUGCGAGCACCCGGUGCCGUAAACCCAGAAGUCAGGGCAAAGAUGCUGGAGUUGAUCCAACUUUGGGCCUCGGUGUUCGAGGGAAACUCCAGUUUGUCAUACGCGGGAGAUGUUUACCGGCUGUUGAAGAGUGAGGGAUUUGACUUCCCUCCGCCCACAAGAGUCUCGUCCACUUUCAUAGACUCUUCAGCUCCACCGGACUGGUCUGACGCCGAUGUGUGCAUGCGAUGUCGAACCACUUUCACGUUCACCAACCGCAAACAUCACUGUCGAAACUGCGGUAGCGUCUUCUGCGGAGCCUGCUCAUCGAAAUCGAUACCCCUUCCUCACAUCGGCAUCGUUCAACCGGUCAGAGUGUGUGAUGGAUGCCAUACGAAACUGACCGAACGGAAGCUACCUCCAAAACUUCAACACCCAAGGGUUCCGUCCAUCAAGAGGGUUAUGGCUGCACCCAUGAUGCAGCCGAGGAACCCCAGGGUGGAGCAGGACGAUGAUGAGGACUUGAAGAAAGCGCUUCAAAUGUCGUUGGACGACAUGAAGGGUGGCGGCGGCUAUGUACCGCAUCCCCAGCAGCAUCAGAAGCAUCAAACUCAAUAUCAACAGCCCACGAAAGUACCAGAGAGCACACCGGUAAAGAGCACACCUGCCCCGGUAGCGGCCACCGACGACGAAGAUGAAGAACUCAAGGCAGCGAUCGCGGCGAGUCUGCGUGAUAUGGAAGAACAGAAAGCGAAGGCAACGUGGUCGAUGCCUUCGGCUUCAGCCAGUAGCGCGGCGGCAGGCACUCCUGCCAGGAUCGAGCGACCCGAUCACGAGUUGAGUCCUGCGGAGGCCGAAAACAUCAGCUUAUUCGCAACUCUGGUGGAUCGUUUACAAACACAACCACCAGGCACAAUCUUGCGGGAACCCCAAAUACAAGAGUUGUACGAGAGCAUCGGCGCGCUGCGACCCAAGUUGGCUAGGACGUUCGGCGAGACGAUGAGCAGAUAUGAAACCCUAUGUGAUCUCCACGCGAAGCUUGGAACAGUCGUCAGGUAUUACGACAGAAUGCUGGAAGAGCGGAUGAGCUACACAUAUGGUCGCCACGGAUUGGGUGGAACGAUCCCCCAAGCUGCCUACCAAUCCCCUCCUCUCACGAAUAAUCCGUAUCCGUCAAUACCUCCGGCCGAGAGUUUCUAUGGCGGAGGACCUUCGCAUCCGGCGGCGACGGCAACACCAGUAUCGCCGCAGAGCCCGGCAAUGGGCCCAACACAGCCCCAAUAUGGCAACUACUACUCCCAACCGCCACAAUUUGACCCCUCGAAUGCGAAUUACGCCGGUGCGCCGCAGUACCAACAGUAUGGCGGUUACAAUGCGCCAGCAACCCCGCAGCACCACACAGAAACAUCGCAGACACCAGGUGCACCUCCGGCCAACAUGCCACCACCCCACCUUCCCCCGUCUAGCCAGACCAGCACUAUCGCAGACCCCAACCAACAACAGCAGCAGUCCUCCCAACUGCCCUCGCAGGCACCCUCGGCUCCUUCCGCUUGGCAGUAUCAGCCUUCUACUCCCGGUACGGAGACUCAGCCCCAAUACUCGUACCCUCCUCCACCCCAGGAAGUGCACCAUGUUCCGCCUCCCCAGGCAGCAGCAUAUCCGCAGCACGUUUCCUCACCACAACACGGAUAUCCCCCCCAGAACUCGACAUACCCCUCUGUCGAACAAAGGGACUAUCCCAUAGUGCCAAACCACCAACCGCAACCCAGGGCGGUGGUCGAGGAGAGCUUGAUCGAGUUGUAGACUAUUAUUUUUCUUUUUUUCUUUCUUUCUGUGCGUUCUGAUGUUGGUUGUUUGUGUUGGAGACGACUGGGGAUUUGGAAUUCAAGUGGGCCCUUCUAGUUAGUAUCAUGGUAAUGGCAUCGCAUGACUUGGACGGCUGUGGUUGUACAACGCAUUUGAAAAUGCCAUGUAUUCACCAUGUGGGCUCGAGUUAGGUGAGAAAACGAUUUCUCGAUGACCUGUAAUAUAUAUUACGAGAAGCUUUUUUUCCGAG
This is a messenger RNA of Tricharina praecox, 2604 nucleotides long. RefSeq lists its product as uncharacterized. The coding region runs from base 279 to 2351 and encodes 690 amino acids. Gene Ontology annotation, molecular function: ubiquitin binding; metal ion binding; phosphatidylinositol-3-phosphate binding. Gene Ontology annotation, biological process: protein transport to vacuole involved in ubiquitin-dependent protein catabolic process via the multivesicular body sorting pathway; protein targeting to vacuole. Gene Ontology annotation, cellular component: ESCRT-0 complex. The transcript has 5 exons. The record is from RefSeq and is a predicted model, not a curated record. Lineage: Eukaryota; Fungi; Ascomycota; Pezizomycetes; Pezizales; Pyronemataceae.